ACCGAAAGAUAAAUGAAGCAACAAUUUUUAUAUACCACAAAUAAACAUAACGCCACGCCAUCACUUGCCUCCUCUGCAUCGGGCCAUACCUAUAGAGAGCUAAACAACAGCACACCCAGAACAUCACAUCAACGAUCAGUCAUGUAUAACCGUGACUGGCGAACAGCUUUGCGAACACCACCGACGUAUCGUAUUGGCAACAGAACGGUACGGUUUAACUAUCACAUCGCAAUGGUUAUUGUGGGUGCAUGUGCUUUAGUGGUGCUUUUCUAUUAUGUACGAGGUAGUACAUCAUCAUCGGAUGCAGCGUGGCUGAAAAAUUAUGCCAGUUCAACAAGUGGCCACCGAAACACAAAUAUCAUCGGUGGUACUAGCAAUAGAAAUCUCGAUGCAGAUGCCAUAUCCUCCUCAUACAACAGUACGUAUCCCUUGACACCUCCCAUGGUGGGUAGGCCCGGAAUGAUAACCUACCGAAUAGCAAUAGUUGCGGAUUUAGAUACUAAUUCAAAGGUGGAUACAAACGGUGCAACAGUAUGGCGUAGUUAUUUGAAAAAGGGCCACCUUACGUAUAUUGCUGCAAAAGAUGAGAUAUCAAUUGCAUGGGAUAGCGGCGAACCUGCAACGCUUGAAUCAAGCUUUUCCCUUAAGGGACGUGGUAUGGAACUUUCCGAGCUGGUUACAUUUAACGGAAAAAUAUUGAGUUUCGAUGACCGAACUGGCCUAAUAUACGACAUUACGAAUAGCGACAAGCCAAUACCAUGGGUAAUUCUACUUGAUGGAAAUGGUAAUAAUCUCAAGGGCUUCAAAUCGGAAUGGGCAACGGUUAAAGAUGGUUUACUAUAUGUUGGUUCUAUGGGGAAAGAAUGGACCAAUGGUGUGGGCGAUUUUGAAAACGAAAAUCCUAUGUAUGUAAAAGUUAUCUCUACAAACGGAGCAGUGAAAUCUCUCGACUGGUCGUAUAAUUUUAAAAGACUGCGGGAAGAGUCAGCGCAGAUAACAUGGCCUGGCUAUAUGAUACACGAGAGUGGUGUUUGGUCGGCUUACCAUAAGAAAUGGUUCUUUUUGCCUAGAAGAUGUUCAAAAGAAAAAUACAACGAAACCCGUGACGAAUAUAUGGGCUGUAAUCUUCUUAUUAUGGCCAAUGAAAAUUUCAGCAAAAUAGAAACGGUAGUACUGGAUCCUAAAAAUAAUCAACCGACACAUGGAUUUUCAAGUUUCAAAUUUAUACCGGGAACAGAUGAUCGAAUUAUUGUUGCUCUCAAAACUGAGGAAUUGAAUGGCAAAACUACAACAUUUAUAACCGCUUUCGAUAUACACGGCAAGACAUUGUACGCCGAACAACAUAUAGAAACGGAUUUAAAAUAUGAAGGUAUUGAGUUUAUAUAG
This is a messenger RNA of Musca vetustissima, 1386 nucleotides long. Its product is annotated as apyrase. The transcript has 2 exons. NCBI's taxonomy places the organism in Eukaryota, Metazoa, Arthropoda, Insecta, Diptera, Muscidae. Bases 13 to 1386 code for a protein of 457 amino acids. Gene Ontology annotation, molecular function: UDP phosphatase activity; calcium ion binding; GDP phosphatase activity. Gene Ontology annotation, biological process: proteoglycan biosynthetic process. The record is from RefSeq and is a predicted model, not a curated record.